This is a messenger RNA of Ctenopharyngodon idella (grass carp), 2033 nucleotides long. It is a transcript of the gene nptna, whose product is annotated as neuroplastin a. The coding region runs from base 239 to 1072 and encodes 277 amino acids. The record is from RefSeq and is a predicted model, not a curated record. The transcript has 8 exons. NCBI's taxonomy places the organism in Eukaryota, Metazoa, Chordata, Actinopteri, Cypriniformes, Xenocyprididae.
GCCAUCGCCUUCACGAGCCUCGUUUUAAACCGGAUGUAAGUGUAGCGGCGGCAUCUACUUAACCGCGCUCGCUAUUGCUAGGCGACGGGCUUUUUUACGUGACCCGAUUCGAGCUCCAUCCAGGGUCGCCUCGUCAUUGUAGCAGCUCCCUCUCCACUCACAUCCUCCUCGACAGCCCUCUUCUCCCUCUCCUCUGCAUCCCUUCACAUAUAUUCCAGGUAUCCAGACGACCUAGAAAAUGUCUUACGCCGGGAAUCCGUUGGUGAUAUUAUUCGGGGUCUUGAUGCUGCAUUCGGGCUCCGCGCAGAACGAACCAUCAAUCGAUUCAUCGGAUCACAUGAUUCUACCCAUGGGUUACCACAUCCCACCAAUCACGCUUCAGUGCAACCUUACAGCUUUCCAAAACGCCCACCAAGAGACCUUCUGGAUGAAAAACGGGGAGGAGAUCGCUGACACAAGGGGCGUAGCCAAGAACACAGAGUACAAACUUAAUAAACCAAGGCCAGACGAUGCGGGCGAGUAUAUGUGCGUGUACACAUUUGGUUCGGCCCCUCAAGCUAAUGCCACCAUUGAGGUAAAAGCUGCACCAGACAUCACGGGGCACAAGCGCAGUGAGAAUAAGAAUGAGGGUGAGACAGCCGUCCUCUACUGCAAAUCCGUGGGUUAUCCUUAUCCCCUGUGGACCUGGCGUAAACUUGAUAACAGAGCCAAUAUGGAUAUCGACAACUCCUCUCACCGUUUCUUCAUUAGCAGUGAGGAUGGCUACACCAAGCUUACCAUUAUAAACCUAGACCUCACGUCUGACCCCGGAGAGUACGAGUGCAAUGCGACCAACACCAUCGGCACCACCUCCAUGGUAUCAGUCCUGCGGGUCAGGAGCUACCUGGCCCCCCUGUGGCCCCUGCUGGGCGUCCUCGCCGAGAUCAUCAUCCUGGUGCUGAUCAUCGUCAUCUACGAGAAGCGCAAGAAGCCUGAUGACGUGCCUGAUGACGACGAACCAGCUGGGCCAAUGAAAACCAAUUCCACCAACAACCACAAAGAUAAAAACGUACGUCAGAGAAAUACAAAUUGAUUUGAUCAUUACAAGAUAAAGACAUUCACAUCAUGAUCAUAUGAACGUUACUCAUGAACGGUUCAGCGCAUUGGUAAACAAAUCAAAGGUGGAGGAGUUAAACGGAAGACGUGAAUGAAUGAGAACCCGAGGCAUGCCUUAUAAAUCUGGUGUGAGGAGGACGUGUGAACAGAAUGGAACCUAAUCCUGAACAUUUUCUUGCAUGAUUGUGUUGCGUUUUCUUUAGAAUCUCUUUUAUUCAAGUCAACUUUUUCCAUGUCAGGCAAAAGUACAAAAAUAAUAAUUGCAUGCAAGAUAUUUACUGUUUGAUACAGGCUUUUUUUGUUUGUGUAUUUAUGAAUGACUUCUGUUCAAGCAAGCCUUUAACUUACCGCAAAUAUGCCACCAUGAUUCUGGUAUUUUUGUACAGAUUAUCAUGUUACUGUAUACCAUUUGGUAUGGUGGCAUACGAUUCUAUCACUCAAUUAAGGGCUUUGCAAUGUGUCCUGCCAUGUUUAAUUUGUACAUGUAUUGUACAUUGAUGUAUGAAAUCACUUGAAAUAUCUAUAGAUAUCUGAAUGUUCUUCAUACUGAUGCACUUAUCUCUUCAAAUAUUAUUCUCGCAAACCAGUGACUUCAUUUUAUACUUAUUUACCUUAUCUUCUCUAAGUCUACAUGGCUGAUUGCUUUUUAUGUAUGCAUAGUAUACAGCAUGGCUUUUAUUCUAUGCAAUAUCUAUACAUACAGUAGAACAAACUUUUUAGCUUUUGGUUGUGUAUAAUUAAGCUUUAAUAUUAUAUGUUCGCAGAGUGCACUGUUCAGACCAUGAAAAGCAAUCCACGUGGUUUAAUACGUCGCUGCAUGAGCUCCUUACACAUUAUAAAAGGUCUGCAAAAUCAGAAUGUGAAGAGAAAUUAAUAUUAAUUCAAUUGACUAAGGCAUAUACAUGUCAUUUUUAACAAUUAAAAUAUCCAAAGUCAAA